Molecule: messenger RNA, 1297 nt
Organism: Trifolium pratense (red clover)
Lineage: Eukaryota; Viridiplantae; Streptophyta; Magnoliopsida; Fabales; Fabaceae
Product: RING-H2 finger protein ATL8-like
Exons: 1
Coding region: 493-1128 (211 amino acids)
Source: RefSeq, a predicted model, not a curated record
AAUUAAGGGCAAAGCUUAAUUAGCUUAUGUCCACUUUUGUCCCUAACCUUCCUACCCACUUGCCUUCAUAAGGGGCCACUUGAUUGUACCCUACUUACCCUACCUUACCAUACACCUUCCUCUCUCUCUCUCUCUCUCUCUCUCUCUCUCUCUCUCUCUCUCUAACUUCUAGUCAUGGUGAUCUUGACUCAUGUCCUCUCUCAACCCUUAAUCCCUUAUCCCCAAUCCAAACAAACCCACUAAAACUCUUUUUCUUCUCUCUCUCAAAUCAUCAUAAAAAAACUAAACCACUUUCAACCAACCUAUUAAUACCUUACCCUAUUAUUUAAGCCCACAAUUCCACCCUCAAACAAACCAAAACUCUCUUCACUUCUCUCUCUGUUUCACUCUGUUUUUUCUCUCUCAGACAUUUCAUCAAACACUUUCGCUUCUUUCUCUCACAAACAUUUCAUCAAACACUUUCUCUUCUUUCAAUUACUUUCACUUACAAAGAUGACACGAGCGUUAAGAAUUCUCAAUUCCACGGCAAAUAUCACCACCGUCGCAGUUGUAGCGCCACCACCAGAAGCAGUAGCUUUAGAAUCAGAUUUCGUGGUGAUUCUAGCAGCUUUACUCUGCGCUUUGAUAUGCGUCGUUGGACUAAUCGCCGUCGCUCGUUGUGCCUGGCUCCGACGAGACUCCGGCGCCGGAAAUUCACCUCAACAAGCUCUAGCUAACAAAGGACUGAAAAAGAAAGUUCUUCAAUCACUUCCGAAAUUCGCUUACGUCGACAGCAACCCUGGAAAAUGGCUAGCAACAACAGAAUGCGCGAUUUGCUUAUCGGAUUUCGCCGCCGGCGACGAGAUCCGUGUUUUACCGCAGUGUGGACAUGGAUUCCACGUAGCGUGCAUCGACACAUGGCUUGGAUCACACUCUUCUUGCCCUUCCUGUAGACAGAUUCUGGCUGUAACAAGGUGUCAGAAGUGCGGCAGGUUUCCGGCGAACGGAGCUGAAACUACCGCUACCGGCGUUGCGGUGAGUGAACCGGAGUUGAAAUCUUUAGAAGAAGGCAAUGUCGGUGCAAAUAGUAAUAAUCAUUGUAAUGGGGGUGUUAGUAGUAGUAGUAAUAACAGUGGGUUCUUGCCUUAAAGAACAAAACACUAGUACACUACCACUAGUUUUUUUUUUUUUUUGUAUUUAUUUGUAGGUUUUAAUAUUUUAAUUUUUGUACUUUUUCUUAUCCCUUCAAGUUGAUCAAAAGAGAUCUGAAUUUGUACAAAUUUUUUACUUUGUGGUAAUUAUGCACUCUUUGUUGUCA